AUGGGAGCCGCUCAAAACGGGGAGUCCCGUUGGACUGACACGUCGGUGAUACUUGGUCUUCAAAAGCAUAUUCAAACUGCUACGGCACUUACCGACCCAGCCUUGGGCACUCAUUCGCAGCAACUGGCUUCUCACAUUGCCACAGUUCAAUCCAGACGAAAUCGCUAUGCGGUGGUUCGGCGUUUAAGACGCAACAAUUCCAGCAUUAAUUGGCCCGCGGAUAGACCGUUUCCAAGUGUGGAGGCUGAACUCAAUGUGCCCACAAGUCAAACAGCUGGAGAUUUGUUGCUUCCAUCGAAAGAUGUUCUCAUGGAGAAAACCAGACGUGCACAAGAACAGGAAAAUAUGCAGAUAUUGAAUGAUCUGUUCGUGUGGAUUGAACAAAAUAAUGUGGAACAAAUUGUGGAACAUCAUCAAAAGCUCGCACUCUUGAAAGAAGAACUCAGUUCGUCUGAUCAGUCGGUCCGAUCCGAGAUUGGUUUGAAUCCCCUCGAUUAUGCUGUUUUGUUAGCCUCACCGCAAACAAUCGCCCUCCUAAUCAUGCUCGGGUUUAGGCCAGGUGCUAUGCUGAGUGUGGCUUUGGAACAUGGACCUGCGAAUGUACGGGUCACAGAUCCGAUGAAAUUUUUUCUAACCCGUCGUAUAGGAGAUGUGGAAGCUAAAAUUAGUACAGCCCAAGUUUGUCUGGACACGGCGGUGUCACGCGCAAACGCCUACUCGCUCAUCCAACGAGAUCCUAACGUGACCGAUUGGGAUCAGUCUGCAAUGAGUGAAGCGUUUACCGAAGUGGCUCAAAAGGAGAUGGAUUUGCAACGUGCCGUCAAACAUCGGGACAAACUUGUUGAAUUACGUAAUGCACUAGAUCGAUAUCCGCCUACUCCACCGGCACCGAGUAAAGUGGUCCUGAUGGUUUACAGUGCUCGGUCCAUUCUGGUUCGAGUAUCUCCUCCACGACAAUCUCGUUUGCGAGUGAAUGUCACUAAAUCGACAACUGUCGUGGAGUCCAGUGAACUACGUGAUACAACAUCAUGUGAAUCAAGCUCACCGGAAACCGGGCGUAGUCCUUUUGAGGGCAGGAAAGUGGCUGGAUUUGAGAUCGAUAGCUACGGACUACUAGUCAUCCGAUAUCGUAUCGAAUGGUCUCUGUCGGCGGAUUUUCAAAACGAUGUGUUUUCUUGCACCGUAGCCCCACCAAUUCGUCUCACUUCAAUUGUCCCGGAUUCAAAAAAGCCGGAUACAUCUGCACGAUUGUUUGUGCGCACCGGAUUUUAUGAAUUGGACGGCUUCCAAUCGGGACAGAAUGUGUACGUUCGCGUCUACGCGUUCACAGUUCGUGGCUGGUCUGAACCGUGUUACGCACAACCCCGUUUUGUGGCCCCGUCUUCAUGGAUCGAUGCGUUACAGAGGUCGAAAGAGAAUUCAGAAACAACCGAGAAAACGAUUCCCUUGCGCUACGGAGCGGAAAUUUUCAGCGAAAAAUUCCAGGCAUUAAAGAAAUUGCUCGACCAACAAUUGCUUAUCUGGACCUAUCGACAACCGUCGACAAGUAAUCCAUGUGAAGCGAUAGCCGGAUCAGAAGAGGGUGGAAAGCGCACACGUUCGCCCAUGAUUCAGCGAAAACGGUCAUUUCGGUUUCCUUUUACCACUAAAGGUAUGAAAUUUGUCAGACAGACUAAAACGGGAGUCUAUCUGGCCCUAGUGUGUCAUAGUACACCUAGCAGUACAGUGUCGAUAUCAGAUCGUGAGACCCUGGAUAAGUCCCAACUGAUUCUGGUCGAUGACUUCAUACCGAUGGUCUGUGUCACGAAAGAAGAGCCUAACCUGGGUGCUCAAACAAGUGCUGAUAUGAACUGGUUCUCUCGACUUUUAGCACAGCCCAAGUUUGGAACGGAUCUGCAAUUGAUUAGCGAAAAUCUUCUGCGUUCAACGACCCCGGCAAACCUACAAUUUCGCUUUCUACUUCUCACAGCACUUCAACGAAUGCAGAUCGCAUUAGGGACUUAUGACGUUGGUGUUCUCUAUCCGGAUUGGUUCAGCGGUCGUUUGAUUGAGUCAAACAUAUCCAGCUUAGUAACUGAACUAUCCGAGUUCAGUUUAUCUACAACGGGCGUCCGCACCGCGGAUGAUAUGACCGAGGGGGUUGCAAACACUCCGGCACCGUCUACUCCCGUCAGUCAACCCGAGACUUCCAGCAAAUCAACACAAAACAGUCUCAUUCUGGUCCUGGUAAAACACGUUCAAAAUCCGAACGAUGUGACUUGUUCGGGCGGAUUCCGCUGGUAUCCUCUUCACAAAUUUCUACGUCAGAACAAAUUGAAUCCCGCUGAUUUCACACUGGUCGGCACAGAAGUGACACCGUCGCCGAAAAUUUCCGUCACCGAAUCCGAGUCCGGUGGUAGCAGUCGAAAUGUCCCCAUGAGACCGGAUCUAAUCUAUCUAACCCCGGAGCUACAUUUGCUAAGCAAUUUGGACGUACUACUCUAUUAUUCGGAACGACGUCAGAACAAAUUGGAUCCGGGUUUGUACGUGAGUCUGAUUCAAAUGCAUGCACAUUUCGAUCACCAGGCUAAAAUUUUGUCCUCCAAAACCUCAAACGUGAUCCAUAUGCUCCCGGUGGAACGGGUUCGUCGACGAACGCACGUUUGUCGUUCCGAGUGGAACACACUGUACAAUCUGCUCGUGGCCACAGAUCCAGAUGCAGUGUCGAAUCCCGGAUCAACGACACAUAUGGUUGUCAAUGAACCGUACGCAUUGCGAUUCUGUCGGAAACUGCACAACGCGUGGAUUCGACUGGCCAAACGUCUAAAUUACACGGAUGAUGAACUACUGGACUUUCGUUUCUAUUUACCUGAGGUGAUUCAGAUCUCACCUCAGCACGCACUCAUUUUAAUCUUUCCCAAAACAGAUCAAGUCUGUUUACCUCCAGGACAUUCCACAACUCCACCACCAAGUAACUGCUCUUGGAUAUUUAUGGCUUAUUUCGAACGCAAUUUGGGUAUGAUCUACGAUCCGAUUUUCUACAACACAGCGUCCAGUUUGAUGUCUAUGUUGGAAGUUUUAAUACCAAUGUCUACCUUGGUUCAACGUCAGUGUAUUGCAGAUUCUGAACUUGGCCAGUGUGUGGAACGGACAAACACAUUACAAUCAAUUUACCAUCAGGUAGACAGUGCGUUUCAAGAGAAACGCUGGCUGAGUGAGGUGAUUUCCGCAGCCAGAGAUCGAAAACGUCCGCACGCGUUGACUCUGCUCUCGCGUACGCUGAAAAUGUUUGUCGAUUCUGUCAUUCGUCGUAUGGAUAAUGGGCGGUAUGGAUUACGCGUUCUCGGCGAUCUGGGUGAAAUUAGCCUGGGCAGAUCGGAUUGGAAAGAUGUGCUCUAUCUAGGCAGUCCAAGCACCUUGAACGAGGCGAUCCAAAUAGUUGAAAGGAAAACGAACACACACGAGGUUCGGAAUCUGCUCAGUGUUUGCCACAUCCCUCGUGAUAGGGCAAUAAACGAGGUCACCAAGGAAGUUCCGCCUGUGGUGAACCACGAUCGCCAGGUCAGUGUUGUUCGUGUCUAUGCGGGCUACGCGACGGGGCUUGGUUCGGGUGCCUCAGUCAAAGUGCUGAUCAGCGUGCGUGCCACCGCUCGCGACAUUGUGGAAGUUGUCGUUGCCAAGCUGAACCGAACACUGGAGGCCAAACGCCAACAUCUGACUCAAAAACAUCGCUUGACAAAUCCAGUUCAUGUGCCCACUUUUGAAACUAUCGAGAGUGAUCGAUUUUGCCUAACCGUUUCGUUGGGUACCACGGAACGCCUCAUUCCCGACACUAUCCGUCCGCUUUUGUUGCAGGAACCGUGGAGAUCGGGUAAAUUGUAUGUACGUCUCAUCCACGAACUGCAACAGUACAUAUCUUCUAAUUCACCUACAAGGCUAUAUCUGGCCGUCGAAGACCAAAUAGCCGCAAUCUCCAAAGAUAAUCUGGAAACAGUCUCCUUUCUCCUGAGUCCGAUGCGUUCAGAACGAGCGAAAUUUUCUUCCACAGAAGAUGUAUUUCAUUGGGUGAAGAAAAGUGGUCCUCCUACAAUCUACAUGGACGGCAGGCCUGUAAAAUAA
This is a messenger RNA of Echinostoma caproni, 4098 nucleotides long. Lineage: Eukaryota; Metazoa; Platyhelminthes; Trematoda; Plagiorchiida; Echinostomatidae. The record is from the annotation of a GenBank genome assembly.